UCAAUCCGCAACUCCGACACGGAGGGGGUGAAAACUGGGGGACAGAUUCUUAAUUUUUUGCGGAGAGCAACGGAAACAGCAAAGAUACUGAACUGCCACGGAUAGACGCGCAUCGACUCAGCCUUCCUCUCUUUUUGACCCAUCCUUCCGUACAGGAUGGAAGACGCCUUUACAAAGGAGCCCGCAGAAGUGGUGGCCCACUUCGGGGUGAACUCGGAAUCUGGACUCACCCCAGAACAGUUCAAGAAGCAACUGGACAAAUAUGGCUUCAAUGAGUUGCCCGCGGAGGAGGGUAAGUCCAUCUGGGAGCUGAUCUUUGAGCAGUUCGAGGACUUGUUGGUCAGGAUCUUGAUGCUGGCUGCUUGCAUUUCCUUCGUUCUGGCUUGGUUUGAGGAAGGAGAGGAAACCGUCACUGCAUUCGUUGAGCCCCUUGUCAUUUUGCUUAUUCUCAUCGCUAACGCCAUCGUUGGUGUGUGGCAGGAACGUAACGCUGAGGAUGCCAUUGAGGCUCUGAAGGAAUAUGAGCCUGAGAUGGGCAAAGUCUUCCGUUCCGACAGAAAGAGCGUGCAGAUGAUCAAGGCCAGACAGAUCGUGCCUGGUGAUCUUGUGGAGGUGUCCGUUGGUGACAAAGUCCCCGCUGACAUCAGGAUCAUUAGCAUCAAGUCCACCACCCUCCGUGUUGACCAGUCCAUCCUCACUGGUGAGUCCGUGAGUGUGAUCAAGCACACCGACGCUGUCCCCGACCCCAGAUCCGUCAACCAGGACAAGAAGAACAUGCUUUUCUCUGGCACCAACAUCGCUGCUGGCAGGGCCACUGGUAUCUGCACAGCCACCGGAGUCGCCACUGAGAUCGGUAAGAUCCGUGACCAGAUGGCCGCCACCGUUCAAGAGAAGACCCCCCUGCAGGCCAAGCUGGACGAGUUCGGUGAGCAGCUCUCCAAGGUCAUCACCCUCAUCUGCAUCGCCGUGUGGGCCAUCAACAUCGGACACUUCAACGACCCCAUCCACGGAGGGUCCUGGAUCCGUGGAGCCGUCUACUACUUCAAGAUCGCCGUCGCCCUGGCUGUGGCCGCCAUCCCCGAGGGUCUGCCCGCCGUCAUCACCACCUGCCUGGCUCUGGGUACCCGCCGUAUGGCCAAGAAGAACGCCAUCGUCCGCUCUCUGCCCUCCGUGGAGACCCUGGGAUGCACCUCCGUCAUCUGCUCCGACAAGACCGGCACCCUCACCACCAACCAGAUGUGUGUCACCAAGAUGUUCAUCAUCGACAAAGUCGACGGCGACCAUGUCAACCUGAACAAGUUCGACAUCUCUGGCUCCAAGUAUACCCCCGAGGGUGAAGUGUCCCAGGGUGGAUCCAAGACCAAGUGCGGUCAGCACGACGGCCUGGUUGAGCUGGCUACCAUCUGCGCUCUGUGCAACGACUCUUCUCUGGAUUGGAAUGAUUCUAAGGGCAUCUUUGAGAAGGUCGGAGAGGCCACUGAGACUGCUCUGUGCUGCCUGGUCGAGAAGAUGAACGUGUUCAACUCCAGCGUUAGCGGUCUGUCCAAGGCUGAUAGAGCCAACGCCUGCUGCUCCGUCAUCAAGCAACUGAUGAAGAAGAACUUCACCCUGGAGUUCUCCCGUGACAGGAAGUCCAUGUCUGUGUACUGCACCCCAAGCAAGGGCGAUGGUGGCGCCAAGAUGUUCGUCAAGGGAGCCCCAGAAGGUGUGAUUGACAGGUGCGCAUACGUGCGUGUUGGAACCACCCGUGUCCCCCUGACUCCCGCCGUGAAGGAAACCAUCCUGGCCACCAUCAAGGACUGGGGUUGUGGCAGAGACACACUCCGUUGUCUGGCCCUCGCCACCCGUGACACCCCCCUCAAGGUUGAGGAGAUGGUCCUGGAGGACUCCACCAAGUUUAUCAAUUAUGAGACUGACCUGACCUUUGUUGGCUGCGUUGGCAUGCUUGACCCACCCCGUAAGGAAGUCAUGGCCUCCAUUGAGGAGUGCAGAUGCGCUGGCAUCCGCGUCGUUAUGAUCACUGGUGACAACAAGGGUACCGCUGUGGCCAUCUGCCGCCGUAUUGGCAUCUUCAAGGAGGAUGAGGAUGUGACUGGCAAGGCCUUCACCGGCCGUGAGUUUGACGACCUGAGCUACGCCGACCAAGCUGCUGCCACCCGCGUUGCCCGCUGCUACGCCCGUGUCGAGCCUUCCCACAAGAGCAAGAUCGUCGAGUUCCUGCAGAAGGACGAUGAGAUUACUGCCAUGACCGGUGAUGGUGUGAAUGAUGCCCCUGCCCUGAAGAAGGCAGAGAUUGGCAUCGCCAUGGGCUCUGGCACUGCUGUUGCCAAGUCAGCCUCUGAGAUGGUCCUGGCCGACGACAACUUCUCUUCCAUUGUGGCCGCUGUUGAGGAGGGCAGAGCCAUCUACAACAACAUGAAGCAGUUCAUCCGCUACCUUAUCUCCUCCAACGUUGGAGAGGUCGUCUGUAUCUUCCUGACUGCUGCCCUGGGCCUGCCCGAGGCUCUGAUCCCCGUCCAGCUGCUGUGGGUGAACCUGGUGACUGACGGUCUGCCCGCCACCGCCCUCGGAUUCAACCCCCCCGAUCUUGACAUCAUGGGCAGACCCCCACGUUCCCCCAAGGAGCCCCUGAUCUCCGGCUGGUUGUUCUUCAGAUAUAUGGUUAUUGGAGGCUAUGUGGGUGCUGCCACCGUUGGAGGUGCUGCUUACUGGUUCAUGUACGAUAUCGAGGGUCCCGGAGUGACCUUCCACCAGCUGUCCCACUUCAUGCAGUGUCAUGGUGAUGCUGAGGACUUUGUGGGCAUUGACUGCGAUAUCUUCGAGGCCUCUCCCCCCAUGACCAUGGCCCUGUCCGUGCUGGUCACCAUUGAGAUGUUCAACGCCCUCAACAGCUUGUCUGAGAACCAGUCCCUGGUGCUUAUGCCCCCAUGGGUCAACUUCUGGCUGCUGGCCGCCAUGACCCUGUCCUUCUCCCUCCACUUCAUGAUCAUCUAUGUCGACCCUCUGCCCAUGAUCUUCAAGAUGACUCACUUGAGUGUUGAUCAGUGGCUGAUGGUGUUGAAGCUCUCCUUCCCCGUCAUCUUGUUUGAUGAAGUCCUCAAAUUCGUUGCCCGCAACUACAUUGAUGUUGUUCGGGUUGCCGUCUAACCUGUCUAGCUCCCUCCAUUCCCCUGUAACAAAAACAAGGGCUGGUGAUCCGUGUCUAAAGGACAUGAGAGAGAGAAAGAGAGAGAGAGAAAGAGAGAGGAGAGAGGAGGAGCAGAGAAAGAAAAAAAAAUCAGAAGAAGAAGAAGAAGAGGAGGAGUUGUGUGAGAGAGCUCUCAGGAGCCAAUCACAAAGGAGCGGAUAAACCACAGGAAAAUCUUCACAAAAAAAAAAUCUUUAAAAAUGACUGAAAAAAAAAUACAAAAAAUAUAUAUAUAUAUAUGAACAACAAACUACAAACUGAUGUUGAAUUAAUAUAUAGGUAAACCCUGCUGCCAAAUUAGUUGAGAGAUUGAGAUGAUGGAUACAUUUUAUUCUGAAAAAUAAUAAUAAAUGUAUUAAAAAUUACAUUUUUUGUUAAACUUG
This is a messenger RNA of Clupea harengus (Atlantic herring), 3570 nucleotides long. It is a transcript of the gene atp2a1l, whose product is annotated as ATPase sarcoplasmic/endoplasmic reticulum Ca2+ transporting 1, like. Gene Ontology annotation, cellular component: membrane. Gene Ontology annotation, biological process: calcium ion transport. Bases 157 to 3147 code for a protein of 996 amino acids. Lineage: Eukaryota; Metazoa; Chordata; Actinopteri; Clupeiformes; Clupeidae. The transcript is spliced from 24 exons. Gene Ontology annotation, molecular function: ATP binding; ATP hydrolysis activity; P-type calcium transporter activity. The record is from RefSeq and is a predicted model, not a curated record.